Molecule: messenger RNA, 2888 nt
Organism: Esox lucius (northern pike)
Lineage: Eukaryota; Metazoa; Chordata; Actinopteri; Esociformes; Esocidae
Gene: gja5a
Product: gap junction protein, alpha 5a
Exons: 2
Coding region: 273-1400 (375 amino acids)
Biological process (GO): cell communication
Cellular component (GO): connexin complex
Source: RefSeq, a predicted model, not a curated record
UUAGCCUUACAUUCUCACCCUGGGACGACACAGAGUCACAGCUCUGCUCUCCCCAGGCUCCUGCUGAUAGUCUGGAGGAGGUACGACCCCGGCAUCACUGAUCUCCACCGACCUCUGUCUUCUGACCCUGCACGUCUCCGCUCCGCUGAGGCCCGGUCCCACCCGACCGCCUGCGCUCCAACCAGUCUCUCCUGGGAAGCAGCUUGGACCCUUUUUCUUGGCACCGGUAUCCAUCGUCAGCCAGAGAAAGGUGGACCCAUUGAGUGGCAGAGAUGGGAGACUGGAGUCUCCUGGGGAAUUUCCUGGAGGAGGUUCAGGAACAUUCCACGUCGGUGGGGAAGGUGUGGCUCACCGUGCUUUUCAUCUUCAGAAUCCUAGUCCUCGGUACUGCUGCAGAGUCCUCCUGGGGGGACGAGCAGAGUGACUUCCUGUGCGACACCCAGCAGCCUGGUUGUACUAACGUCUGUUAUGACCAUGCGUUUCCUAUUGCACACAUCCGCUACUGGGUCCUGCAGAUCGUCUUCGUGUCCACGCCGUCACUGAUCUACAUGGGCCACGCCAUGCACAUCGUGCGGAGGGACGAGAAACGAAAGAGGCAGCAGGAGGAGAGGGAGGAGAGAGGAGAAGACGGGAGCGUGUCCGGGGAGAAGGCUUACCUUCAGCAGGGGGACAGUGGGAAGGCGCUGGAGGCUUCCGGGCGAUUCCGCCUGCGAGGCGCGCUGUUGUCCACGUACAUUCUGAGUAUCCUGAUCCGCACGGUGAUGGAGGUGACGUUCGUUGUGGUCCAGUACAUGAUCUACGGCGUUUUCCUUCGGGCUCUGUACCACUGCAAGGCCUGGCCCUGCCCGAACCCAGUCAACUGCUACAUGUCCCGGCCCACGGAGAAGAAUGUGUUCAUUGUCUUCAUGCUGGUGGUGGCUGGUGUCUCCCUGCUCCUGUCUAUCAUCGAGCUCUACCACUUGGCUUACCGGCGGAUCAGGAAGUGCAGGCGAACCCGCAAGGACACCGACCGUAAAGCCGCAGCCAUUACAGUCACCACCAACCCUGACACCCCGUCUGGUGGCAACUCCCAGGGCUGCACCCCUCCCCCUGAUUUCAACCAGUGCCUGGCGUUGUCAGGUUCGAUGGCACCCUUGGCCUCGGUGCCUUCUCACCCAUUCAACAACAGGAUGGCACACCAGCAGAACUCUGUCAACAUGGCCACCGAGCGUCAUUCCCAUGACAACCCAGAGGGCGAGGGAGGGUUCCUGAGGAUGAGUUACAGCCAGGCACCAGGGAAGACGCCCGACGAGUGCUCUGCUCCGCCCCUGCUUCAUGCCGGGUACAUUAAUGACACACGGCGCUUGAGCAAAACCAGCGGCACCAGCAGCCGAAUCCGACCAGACGACCUGGCCGUGUAGAACCAAACAGAGACAGAGAGAGUGGCUGGGAAGGAGGUGAGGAAGUAGACUGGACUAGACCAUGGGAGAAGGCUCUGCCUAGAGGGAAGUGGAGCAAAAAUGGAGCAGGCAAGACAAACACAGGGGUUAAAGAUGUUUGCCAUCUCAGAGGGGCUAAAGAUGUUUGCCAUUUCCGAGUGAAGGGCUCCAUUCAGAAGGCACCAAGCGCAGCAGCCUAUGGGUUGAAUGGAUUUUGAUAACGUCCCCCAUACUGGACAGAGCUGUUAGAAUGUUGGGAGACCUGGCUUUUUUUGUUUGAGCAAUAAGUGGCUGGCCAAACUUGAGCAAAGACAUGAAAACUGUGAUUAAGUAUGCAAAAGAGAAAUUAUGCAAAAGAGAAAUGUACUGUACAUUUUGAAAUCACAAUAUCCUUGAUAUGAAAAAUAAUGGCACAUGUUUUUGAUGUUUUUCAGUUCACAGACCAGUAGAUAGAACUUAUAAUUUAGAAAAUAUUAUACAUAUUCAGUAUGCCAUAUUCAGUAUGCCAAAACCAGUCCAACUGUCUACGCAGCUGGUCAUAAUAACACAAAUGUUGAUUCACACAGACACAAGCUGUCACCAGCACUGAAACAUGCAUUGAAACAUGCACUGAAACAUGGGCGGUGAGAGGACCUGAGAAGGCUGUCUCUAAUACCUGACUUUCAGUGACUGAGGAUAUAUGCAGCUGCGAUGUGGUCUAGAAAGUAAAUCUGUUACACACAUCCAUGUUACACACAUCGCUGUUACACACAUUACUGUUUCACACAUUACUGUUCCAAACAUUGCUGUUACACACAUUACUGUUACACAUAUUACUGUUACACAUAUCACUGUUAAACACAUCAUAUCACCUUCAAAUAUAACAGGAGCAACUGUUUUAUGUGUUAAAUCCUGAUGUCAUGUACAUAUAGUGAUAUACCACUUGGGGAACAAAGAGGCAGAUGUUUGGCACAAGGAAAAAAAUAUGCCUGCUACCUUCAUAUUCAACAUGUAGUAGACUCAGAAGUGUUGUGCGCACUCAGGUACAUGUAGUUAGAAACUAUGCAAAAGUAAUCAAGUGCCUACAAAGGGUGAAACUACAAAAGGCUCAGAGUAAAAGUAUUUUUGACCCCAAGUUACAUUUGUGAAAAUGUCCAAAUAUGAAUCAAAAUUCAGAAGCCAUAUAUGUAAACAAAUGGAUCAAGGCCAGAAAAAUGGUUUUAAAGUUGAUUAUCCAGCAUAUACAUUAUAUGUUUCUGAUCUUCAAAGAUGGUGUAUUCCUUGAAUUACAUUACUUAACGGUGGGAAAAGGUGAAUUAAUUGUCAAAGUGGCAACUUUAUUCAAGUGUCGGCAGUACAUGUAUUGUGUAUUUUAAUCCAUGUAUACAUUUUAUUAUAAUUUUAAGGCCAGGCUGGUCAGAAAAUCAAACAUAUACACUCACCUAAAGGAUUAUUAGGAACACCAUACUGUGUUUGACCCACUUUCGCCUU